AUGGUAACCCUAGUCCCUAGUCCUUCAGAAAAACCUAGAAAUUUAUAUAUGCAUAAUGCAGUUGUUGCACUUCUAAAGUUAUUGAAUUUUUUUUUCCUUCAAAUGCAGGCGAGGGACCUUCCUAGAAUCGUUCAGGUUGCCUACCAUCUGAUACCUUAUUUCAUAUUUAGUGCUCAAGAAGGUUCUAGGAGUGCACUUUUUGCAGCCACUGAUCCUCAGAUCCCAGAGUACUGUGGAGUGCUGAAGUCAGAUGACUGGCCUGUUUGUGCUUUUAUUUCUCAUGACUGUCGCCCGAUGAAUGCUUCUGAAGAAGCACACAACAUAGAAACUUCACACAAAGUUUGGGCUAAGACUUUAGACCUGAUUGGGCUUCCUUCAGAUGCUGUAGAGAAGCUACUGGAAGGGGAAGAAAUCCGAUGCCGGUAUGGCCCCAACCGAGAAUAGGGUUUUGGGCUAUAACAUGACUGACUGCAUUACUCGUUUGGUGGUUGGGUUAGAAAGUGGAAAAAAUUUUGCUGUAGCUUUCUGUGACUGACUCCGUCUCAGUUUAGGUAAUUCAAAUUGGGCAUUCAGGUCAAGUGUUCUACUUUAUCCUUGCUGUUUCAGAUGAUUUUUACUGCCUUCAGUAAAGACGGUCUGUUUCUACCAAUAUAUUAGAAGGUUCAUAGGUUCACUAGAUUUUUCUUAGCUUCACUAGAAUUAAUAUUCCAAUUAUUUAUUA
Molecule: messenger RNA, 721 nt
Organism: Telopea speciosissima
Lineage: Eukaryota; Viridiplantae; Streptophyta; Magnoliopsida; Proteales; Proteaceae
Product: dehydrogenase/reductase SDR family member FEY-like
Exons: 2
Coding region: 1-444 (147 amino acids)
Source: RefSeq, a predicted model, not a curated record